AUGGGGAAUGCGCUCGUUGGGGACGGCGUCGAUGCCGGAGGAUCGUUUCUCAAGACAUUGCAGGGGAUCGACAGCCACUUCGUGGCCGGCUCGUGGAUCCUCUCGCUCGGCCUCCUCUUGGCGUGGUACAACCUCACUCGAUGGCAGCGCAGCCGGCUGGACCAUGAUUCCACUCCGUUCCGUUUCUCCAUCCGGUUCUUCCCCAGCGUCUGGGCCCUGGACUUCUGGGCCGUCUUCAUCUUCUUCAUCGGAGCGAUCAUCGAUGCACAUGUGCUUCCUAUACGGGAUAUCGUUCGGGGUCAUUGGUGUGUUCUCCGUCCUCGUCCAAAACGCCACCGUCCGCCCAGCAUCCCCGCACUUCCCUCCAAUGUCCUGCAGCGUCCUCCCCGGCCUGCUCCUCUGCUUCUCCCUGAUACUGCAGGGGACGUGGAACAUCCAGAUCACAACGAUCGUGCAACAACCGUGGAUCAACGCCUGGAAUUUGAACAGCCCGGAGCACGUCUUGCUCAUCAUGUCCUACUGGUGCUUCCAUGCCAUCUUCGCUGCGGCCCUCCUCUUCGUCCUCGUGCUUGUCACCGAAAGGGUUGUCAAGUGCAAACUGAGGAAGGACAAAACUGCCUUUCAGGUUCGUCCGCCACCACGCGAACGAUGACUACUUGCGAAUUCAUUAUUUCCACCAUAAAUAAGUGUACUCAUUACUUUAUCCACUCAUGUUACAGUGGUGCAGGAAUAUAUAGGGUGAUUUAAAAAAACGCCAUAUCGUUUUCCAUGGGAGAAAGUCAUAUUCAUAUAUUCUGGAAAUUAUAAGAAAGAUAAAAUCUUUAUGUUUGGCAUAUACGAACUGUUGGGAUGAUUGCCCAAGCAACAUGUUUACG
Darwinula stevensoni is the source of this 875-nucleotide messenger RNA. Lineage: Eukaryota; Metazoa; Arthropoda; Ostracoda; Podocopida; Darwinulidae. The record is from the annotation of a GenBank genome assembly.